Molecule: messenger RNA, 753 nt
Organism: Struthio camelus australis
Lineage: Eukaryota; Metazoa; Chordata; Aves; Struthioniformes; Struthionidae
Gene: HOXD8
Product: homeobox D8
Biological process (GO): regulation of transcription by RNA polymerase II
Cellular component (GO): nucleus
Molecular function (GO): DNA-binding transcription factor activity, RNA polymerase II-specific; RNA polymerase II transcription regulatory region sequence-specific DNA binding
Source: RefSeq, a predicted model, not a curated record
CCUCCGCCUCCUGCCCCCUGCAGCGGGGUUACCUGUCACGGGGAGCCCGCUAAAUUUUACGGAUACGAUAACUUACAGAGACAGCAGAUUUUUACGACACAGCAAGAGGCCGAGCUGGUACAAUAUCCUGACUGUAAAUCGUCCAGUGCUAAUAUUGGCGAGGAACCAGACCACUUAAAUCAGAGCUCGUCUCCUGCUCAAAUGUUUCCCUGGAUGAGACCACAAGCAGCGCCUGGUAGGAGGAGAGGAAGACAAACAUACAGCCGAUUCCAGACUCUAGAGCUGGAAAAGGAGUUCCUUUUUAACCCCUAUCUGACCAGGAAGAGAAGGAUAGAAGUGUCCCACGCACUAGGACUCACCGAGAGGCAGGUAAAGAUCUGGUUUCAGAACAGGCGGAUGAAAUGGAAAAAAGAGAACAACAAGGACAAAUUCCCCGCUUCCAGACAGGAGGGAAAGGAAGGGGAGGCCAAAAAGGAAGCACAUGAUCUGGAAGAAGAAAGAGCUGAAGGCCAAACGAAUUAAAAUUUGUCCUAAAAACCUUUGUGAAAGUCUAUCAAAAAUAACGAGCGCCAUAUCGCCGAAUGUCGGCCCGAUCCUCUCGCUUUAAAAGGUCCUGCCCUGUGAGACGAGUGCCCCCCGUGUCCCUCUGCUUCGGGUGCUUCUGUUGUUUGUGGUUUGGUUUUGUUUUUUACUCGUUUUCGGGACAAUAUCUAGAUUUAACCGUUCAUCUGCUCCUAUUGGAAAUUUGAUAAA